Molecule: messenger RNA, 3102 nt
Organism: Vanderwaltozyma polyspora DSM 70294
Lineage: Eukaryota; Fungi; Ascomycota; Saccharomycetes; Saccharomycetales; Saccharomycetaceae
Gene: CHS1
Product: chitin synthase I
Exons: 1
Coding region: 1-3102 (1033 amino acids)
Cellular component (GO): cell septum; cell periphery
Molecular function (GO): chitin synthase activity
Source: RefSeq, a predicted model, not a curated record
AUGGGUAAUAAACAGCAUAUUGAAGAGCAUGCAUAUCGUUCUACUGUGGAAAACGCUCUAGAAGACUAUCAUGAACAACCAGAACAUUACCUUGACUAUAUCCAUGAACCUAGCAGACCCCAGCCGAUUCAAUACCAGGCAUUGAAUUAUAGUGGGCAAACACAUGGAGCUAACAUCCAACAUCAGUCACAAGAGCUACCUAACCAUAAUGAGGGUCAAUUUAUAGACAAUGAUAGACAUGCUUUUCAGCAACAAUGGGAUCAAAGACAGUUCGAGGUACCUACUUAUGGAAGUAAUGCCAAUUAUGAUGACGGCUAUAACCGUGAACAAAAUAAUAAUUUUACACAUCAAGCAAAAUAUGAAGAUGACUAUAAAAGUGAGCAUUUCGUUUUUGACUCGACCAGUAAAUCAUAUGAACUAGCCGAUGAAGGAACUGGCAGUAUAAUCGAGGCGAAUGGAGAAGAUAACUACAAUAUCAGCACAUACUAUGAUGAUAAUGAUCAAAUGAUAGAUCCAUACUACGACUCAGGACAACGAUAUUAUCCGAACUAUAACAAUAAUUAUCCAUAUAUUAUUCGUGACAAUUUCGAUGAGGAAAAUGAUUUAAGUAAUAGUAUAAUUAACGGUUACUUGAAAAAUUACGAUGAUGAAGAAGGAAUGGACGAUAUGAAUACAUUGGAUAAGCUACGAUUUGAUACUGAUGAUCACACUAUUUCUGAUGUAUCAUCGGCAGAAACAAGAGUCUCCGCUAAAGCCUCACCUAAAAUAAAUAAAGCUGUGGGAAUCAGUAGAGCUAGCACAGUUCUUAGAAAGUUCAAACUUUGGAAUGGUAAUUUUAUCUUUGAUUCUCCUAUAAGUAAGUAUUUGUUGGAAAAAUAUUCUAUCGCUGCUACUGAAAACCAAAACUUACUAUCAAAUGAAUUUAAAUUUAUGAGAUACCAAGCUAUUACAUGUGAACCAGAUAAACUAGCUGAACAAAACUUCACUGUCAGACAGUUGAAAUAUUUCAAAGGUAGAGAAACAGAGCUAAUGAUUGUUAUCACCAUGUAUAAUGAAGAUCAUAUUCUACUGGGUCGUACCUUAAAAGGUGUCAUGGAAAAUAUCAAACGUAUGGUCAGAAAAAAAAACUCCAAUACAUGGGGGCCUGAUGCUUGGAAAAAAAUUGUAGUAUGUAUUGUUUCAGAUGGUCGUUCAAAAAUUAAUGAGAAAGCUUUAUCAUUACUCAGUUCUCUGGGAUGUUACCAAGAUGGUUUUGCAAAAGAUGAGGUUAAUGAUAAAAAAGUUAAAAUGCAUGCAUAUGAACAUACAACAAUGAUGAAUAUUACUGAAGUAUCAGAAAAGGAUAUUAAGUUAGAAUGUAAUCAAAAUACAGUUCCAGUUCAAUUACUCUUUUGUCUAAAAGAACAAAAUCAGAAAAAAAUUAAUUCGCAUAGAUGGGCAUUUGAAGGUUUUGCAGAAUUAUUACAACCCAAUGUUGUGACAUUAUUAGAUGCAGGUACAAUGCCUGGUCCUGAUUCCAUUUAUCAACUAUGGCGUGAAUUCAGAAAUCCUCAAGUAGGUGGUGCGUGUGGUGAGAUUAAAACAGACAUUGGUAGAUUUGGUAAAAAUCUAUUGAAUCCAUUAGUCGCGUCACAGAAUUUUGAAUAUAAAAUGUCAAAUAUUUUAGAUAAAACUACUGAAUCUAAUUUUGGGUUUAUUUCGGUAUUACCUGGUGCAUUUUCAGCUUAUAGAUUUUAUGCCGUUAAAGGACAACCAUUAGAGAAAUAUUUUCAUGGUGAACAUAUGGAAGGUGAUCAAAAGAAUUUCCAUUUUUUUUCAUCUAAUAUGUAUCUGGCAGAAGAUAGAAUCUUAUGUUUUGAAAUUGUCACUAAAAAGAAUAGUAAUUGGAUUCUGAAAUAUUGUAAAGAGUCAUAUGCAUCUACUGAUGUUCCUAGUAGGGUUCCUGAAUUUAUCUUACAAAGAAGACGUUGGUUAAAUGGUUCGUUUUUUGCAUCGAUAUAUUCAUUCUGUCAUUUCUAUAAAAUUUGGUCAAGUGGGCACAGUAUCUUUAGGAAAUUGAUACUAAAUUUUGAAUUUUUCUAUUUAUUUUUCAAUACAUUGAUGUCAUGGUUUUCAUUGAGUUCAUUUUUUUUGGUAUUCCGUAUAUUAACAGUUUCACUUUCGUUACAAUAUCAAUCAGUUUUCAAUAUUUUAUCAGUUGUAUUCUUAUGGUUAUAUGGUAUCUGCAUUUUAUCCACAUUCAUAUUAUCAUUAGGUAAUAAACCAAGGAGUACUGAAAUUUUUUAUGUUACAACGUUUGUUAUAUUUGCAGUUUUAAUGGGCUAUAUGAUCUUUUGUACUGUAUUUUUAACAGUUAAGGCAUUUGAAUCUAUACUGUUAGAUCAUUCGUUUACGGUUAAAAGCUUAUUGACUAGUGAUACAUUCCGUGACAUUGUAAUUAGUAUUGGUUCGACAUAUGCGUUGUAUUUAAUAAGUUCGAUAAUAUAUUUGCAACCUUGGCAUAUGGUUACAAGUUUUGCUCAAUAUAUUUUAUUAAGUCCAUCUUAUAUCAACGUAUUGAACAUUUAUGCAUUUUGUAAUGUCCAUGAUCUUUCAUGGGGUACUAAAGGUGCGGUAGCUAAACCGUUGGGUAAGAUUAACACACAAGCAGAUGGUACAUUUGAUAUGGAAAUAUUAAUCUCUAGUGAAGAGAUUCAAUUAAAUUAUGAGAAACAUUUUGAGAAUUUAAACAAACCAACAGCAAACGAAGAGGUUGAAGAAACUAUAAAUUAUGAAGAACGUAAAACCGGAUAUUAUGGCAAUAUAAGAUCAAUCAUCAUAAUUGUUUGGAUAAUGACUAAUUUUGCAGUAGUCGCAGCGGUAUUAGAAACCGGUGGUAUUGAUCAAUACAUUAGCAUGAGACAUAACAAGAAAAGUAAUGAGAUUACAGAAAAGUUGUUACCAAUUCAGUCAUCGUAUUAUUUUAAUAUAAUACUUUGGAUUGUUGCAUUUUUGGCAUUGGUUAGAUUUUUUGGAUGUUCUUUAUACUUAAUCUCUAGACCAUUUAAGAAGCUAUGGUUUAAAAGAACCGCCAGAAAUUCACCACCUGCAUCCUCUGUGUAG